GUAAAAGAGCUUUGAGUGGUCGGAAGACUAGAAAGGCGCUAUACAAGUACAGGUCCAUCUACCAUCAGCUGACUCUUAUUAAGACAGCAGAGUCCAGCUUGUCAGACGAGGCUUAAAGUCUGGUGACGUUACAUUAUUUUGUUAUUGUCAACAAUCCCAGUUCAAAUAUCCAAACCAGCACUGAAUGUAUCUAGUAACAAUCACUGUAUGUGUAUCUUCUUCCUCUGUGCCAUCGAGCUUAAAAACACAUCAGUAAGCCACACUGUAGAAAACAAAAGCCUAUAUAAAGAGGUGCAAUGCAAUGCUGUGCCAUCAGUGUCAGAUUAUUAAACCUUGUAGCUGUAAAAGCACAAUGCUUUGGGAGGGUUGCAGUUCAUUGAGGUAAAACCAUAUUCUGUCUGACUGAAGACCCCCAUUUGAGUAACACUGCACUAGAGCACCAAGCAAGAAUGAAAUUGCCCAGAAGAUGCACCCUUUCUUCCUGUUUUAGUGACGUCUGAUUAAAAACGACCAAAGGGCUGGGAGAGCCACUGACAGACUUAGGCCUGUCACAGUCAUUACGUUAUCGACAACUGUGAGAAAAACAGCGGGGAACGCUUCUCAGCCAGACUGUGGUCCAACCUCCUCCACUGCUGUCCAUUGGGAUUGACUCUUUAUACUGAGCACUGUCAGCAGCCAGGCAGGACAUUGGAAAUGGAAAUUUGAGCUUUUUACAUCACAGGUGAUGAAAAUAUGAGGUAGGCUAAAACAUGAGUCAUGUAGCGGAGUUGCCACUGCGGAAACUGAAGGAAAAGGAGUUUAAUAUGGCGCUGAACUGAAAAAACAAGGAGCAAUAGUCAAAGCUUUGUACUGAACAGCCUAAUCUGAUUCGACAGAAUUUCUCAGUUGGGUACAGCCCUAAAAUCAUUUCAGCACUAAUACCAUAGACAAAGUCCUGGCGUCAUCCUCUUCUGUCGGUUCUUUGUGUGUUUCAGUGUUCUUGAUGACCUGCAAGCCUCCUCUUUACAUGGGACCAGAGUACAUCAAAUACUUCAGUGACAAAACCAUUGAUGAUGAGCUGGAAAGAGACAGUCGUGUGACAUGGAUCGUUGAAUUCUUCGCCAACUGGUCUCCGGAGUGCCAGUCCUUUGCUUCGGUCUAUGCUGAUCUCUCUCUCAAGUACAACUGUUCUGGCCUCAAGUUUGGCAAAGUGGACAUCGGACGUUAUGGAGAGGUUUCCAAGAAGUACAAGGUGUCUGCGUCUCCGCUGUCCAAACAGCUUCCCUCCUUGGUGUUGUUUCAGGGAGGGAAGGAGGUGAUGCGGCGCCCCCAGGUGGACAAGAAGGGUAGAGCUGUUUCUUGGAGCUUCACUGAGGUCAGACUGGACAGAGCACUUCACACCUGUAACAUUGUUUUAACACAGACUGCUGAAGCUUCUUAUUCACCUCAGAGUGAGGACUCUGGUCUUUGUCCCCCAGCACUUACAUUGAAAUAGCUUUAGGAUAUGACACUUUGCAGUCAGUAUAGACAGGAUGAACCAUCCAGCUACCAAUAAUCCUUUAAAUGUACAUAUAGGUGUGUAAUUAUUGUGUUAAGAUAUAGUUAAAAAAAUGUCUGCAAUGAAUAGGUCCGGUUACCUUUAGAACAUAUUUCUUAUUGUUACGGUACUAUCUUUA
Morone saxatilis (striped sea-bass) is the source of this 1655-nucleotide messenger RNA. RefSeq names its product thioredoxin-related transmembrane protein 2-B-like. Gene Ontology annotation, molecular function: disulfide oxidoreductase activity. Gene Ontology annotation, cellular component: membrane-bounded organelle. NCBI's taxonomy places the organism in Eukaryota, Metazoa, Chordata, Actinopteri, Moronidae. The transcript has 4 exons. The record is from RefSeq and is a predicted model, not a curated record. Gene Ontology annotation, biological process: brain development. Bases 983 to 1474 code for a protein of 163 amino acids.